Ahaetulla prasina is the source of this 1428-nucleotide messenger RNA. Its product is annotated as BPI fold-containing family B member 6-like. The transcript is spliced from 15 exons. The record is from RefSeq and is a predicted model, not a curated record. Bases 1 to 1428 code for a protein of 475 amino acids. NCBI's taxonomy places the organism in Eukaryota, Metazoa, Chordata, Lepidosauria, Squamata, Colubridae. Gene Ontology annotation, molecular function: lipid binding.
AUGGAUCUAGUCCUCAAGAGGUCCUGGAUUGGGGUGCUGGUCUUCUUCUGUGUUGCAAUGGUCCCUUCGGAAUCGGGAGAUUCCUGUAUUGCCAAAACGAAAUUGAAGCCAGAAACACUGAUGCGUAUGGUCCAGGUCACCAUGAUUAAAGGGAACAUUUUGAAGAUCAUGGUGGAGAAAGCCAUGAAGAACGGGGACAACCACAAGAUGAUCAAAGGCAUCAAAGGGUUGACAAUUCAGCACAUCUCUAUUCCAAAAACUGCCUUGAUCUUCAAGCCCGAUGACAAAGCAAUCAUAGUUGUGGCUAUAAACAUCACAGUUGCCGGGAAAAGUUUUAUUGGUGGAAAUAUGGCGAUCAAUGUGGUUGGUGAACUCGAAAUAGAUGUCCAUGUUUCAAAAUCUCCCGAUGGCAAAGUGAUUAUUAAGAUACUUGGGUGCAAAGUGACAGUGAAAUCCUGUAAAACCAACCUUCCCAGCAGCAUGCUUCCAAAGAUAGUGAAUAAGUUUUUGGAUUCUACGCUUGGGAAAGUCAUGCCUGGUGUGUUGUGCCCAGCAGCUGACAUGUUGAUGGACAAGCAAAUGGAAGCAUUUGAGGCAAUGAUGGGAAAGAAACCGUUAGGGACUAUUGGAUAUAUUGUGUACGAAGUGUCCGAGAAACCAUUGGUCGAGACAACUUGCAUCAACAUUAAUGUCAGGAUUACAAUAGAAAAGAAAAAUGGAGAAGCAGUCCAGUCCGAAUGUGAUCCACUCCCUGACAACCUGCCACCAACCAAAGAAAAAAUGUCAGCGAUCUACCUGUCUGCAGGGGCCCUCAAUGCAGUCAUGAUCUUGGUCCAGCCCCAUCUCAACAUCGUUCUGACCAAAGUUAAGGGUUCCAUUCCAACCUCAGACCAGCUCAAAAAAAUAUUGCCGAAAGCCGGUCUGCCUGCUGGGAAAAAGCUGAAAGUCCAGAUAACUCACCAGGAAAACCCCAAGGUCACCGUUUCGUCUUCUGCCAGCUACAUAACCACCGAGAUCGAAGCUUCCUUCUUGGAUGUUAAACGUGGGAAUCAGAUCCUCUCCAUUACGAUGAAGCACCAAUGCAGCACCACCUUUGCCAUCAAACAGGAACACCUGUCCAUCUCCCUGAAAGCAGGAUCUUGCAAGACAUUGGAGGUCUCUUCCCCUGCUGGAGACGUAACAGGAGCAAUGAAAUACAUGGAAACUGUCAUGGAUAGUUGGAUAUCACAUGGCAAUGGUGUCCUGAACAAGAAUCAGAUUCCCCUUCCAAGCAUCAUGAAUGUGACAAGCACCACAAAUGACCCCGAACUGAAUUUUGUGGAUCCUUUGAUGGCAGGAUGCCAGCAAGGCACCAAGCGAAAGAUGGCAGACCUGACAGAUUGCUGCUCAGAUGGUGCAAUGCCAUUGCCUUCCCACCCCAAGCCAUAA